AUGGCUGUUUUACCCCCAAAGUCUGCAGCAGCCUCGAAAGGCGGCUCAGGCGCCAGGUUUAGACAGCGAAAAAUCUCCGUCAAGGUUUCCUUACCCAUAUAUAAUCAAAAGGACCUUGUUGGAGGCGAUGCCGAGCUAGAACCAUCCCAGCUACAUCAUCUAAAUGCGAGCUCUUCACAACAACCUCGUGAUAUGCAUAGCAUAGAGACGGGUGUCGAUAAGAACGAAGAAGAUGAGGUCCAUCUCCAACAAGUCAUCAAUGCUGCUCAAAGAGUGUUGUUAGGCUCCAUUAAGGAUGAGAAAGAUAAGAAAGAUAGCUCCGUUUACAUCCCCACACCAGAUGCUUCAAAGCUUUGGAAAGAUGCAUCGAAAUACUACAAUGAUAAUACUUUUGUUGAGCCUGAGUCCUACAUCAAGUUCAGUGCAACUGUGGAAGAUACUCUCGGUGUUGAAUACAACAUGGAUGAGGAAGACGAAGAGUUCUUCAAGAAUGUUCUUGUUAAGGAAUACCCAAAGUUGAACAAGAAAACUGAGAAGAAAAAGGAGUCCAAUGGAGACGAGACAAGACCGUGCUCUGAGAUCGAGUGUGAAAUUGUCUUGGAUAAGUUUGAAAAAACAAUUGAGGAAAAACAACCGUUUCUUUCCAUGGACCCAUCCAACCUCCUUCCUUACUCAGAACUUUCCUCAUACAUACUCGAAGAGUUCAACUCCAAGGGUAACAAAGAAUAUCCAUACCUGCAACCUGGACCUAACUUGAAUUACAUGUCCACUUCCACACUCAAGGAAAACCUUUCCAAGGAACUUAAUUAUGAUCCAUUCAUCACUUUGUUUGACAAGAAUCCACGCGACACCUCCAGUUUGCUGAAGACGAGACCCAUCCCCUUGCUCAUGCAGCUCUUUGGUCAAGCAAUCUACGACCAUUGGAAGAAGAGAAAAAUCGAGCGCAAAGGUAAGCAAAUCACUCCGCAAUUAAAAUUUGAGGAUCCCAAUGCAAAUGAAAAGGAUAAUGAUAAUGACCCAUACAUUUGUUUCCGCCGUCGUGAGUUUCGUCAGGCACGUAAAACUAGACGAGCUGAUAAUUUGGGUGCUGAGAGAAUCAGACUUCUUCAAAAAUCCUUGCGUAAGGCCAGAGACUUGGUCUUCAAUGUUUGCAAGCGUGAGCUUCUCAAACUUGACUACUGGAAUUCUGAGUAUGAGGUAUUCAAGACUCGUUGUGAAACGAAGAGUGUCAAGAGAAUUGCCGGUGUUAAAGGUGAUGAUCACUUGUUUUACCCACACAAGAGACGGAAGCUUCCAAAGAUCGAGACUGAGGAAGACGAGUACGACACUCCAACCACCAAGGUUCGCAAAGAGAGAAAGAAAACUUCAGAAAUGGAACCAUCUACCUCGUUGUCAUCCAAAGAGAAGCAAGUCGCAGGCCAGGUGCAACCUGAAGCAUCCACUAACCAGCCAUAUGUUAAGUUACCUCCUUCAAAGAUUCCAGACUUGGACUUGGUUACCGUGAAUUUGGUGUUGAAGGAGAAGAACGAGACUAUCAAAAGAGCUGUGCUUGAGAAAUUGCGCAAGAGGAAGGAACAUGAUAGAGGUUAUGUGAACAUUACAUAUGAUCCCUACCAGCCUUUCUUCAAUCUUACCACGAAUGAUUUGAAUCCACAUCUAGAGUUGAGUCAUAUUCCUUAUUCAUCAAUUGCAGCUAGCAAUUAUCAUCAGGUGAACACGACCAAUGUCAUCAGUGACUCUUUGAAGAGGUUGUUAGAGGAUGCCAAGAAGCCUUUGCCAGGAAUGAAGACUUUCAAGGGAAGCAACGGAGAGCUUGUGCCAUCGAAGCCGUUCCCACACUUGCAGACUUUACUUGAUGACCACAUCAAUUCGAAGAACAAUUCAGAGAGUUACAUUGCACAUUUGCUAACGAGCAUCCAGAAUAACGACUUUAGCUCGUACACCGAAGGCUACAACAAAAAAGGAGUUACGGAUGAGGAGAAUUCCAAGUGCUCAGCUCCUAUCUUCAGAAUGAGAAAGCGCCAGGGUCGCGUCAACCAGCAAUUUAUAGAUAGAAGAGGCCUUAUGAGAAGGCCCGAUGCUGAGAUUGACUCUUGGUUGAAUGAAUCUGAUCUGAUGAAUGAAUCAAGCGAUGAAGAUUUGAUGGAUGUCGACGGUGCUAAGUCACCAGACUCUGAGGCUUCAUCAGUCACCAAUGCAUAUGACAGCAAAGCCGAUGCUAUUAAACGGUUGGAUUCGCGUUGGCAAUUUGACAACGACUACACCGAAACUGACAAAGGCAUCAGGAGUCCAUUCAGUUUGGAUCCCUCGAGACUCAAUUGCAUCAGUGAUGAGACGCAAUCUAUCAGGUUCGGCUCAAUGCUUCUUUCGAAGUCCUACGAUUUGUUAAGGGAAAGUGCACACCAGAGACAGCUCUUGAUGCAGCAGGCGCGGAUGAGGGCAUUGCAGCAGCAUCAACUAAAUAAUAGAAACCACCUGCAAAGCCUGCAUCAGUCGUCACCAGAAGCUCAAAGCCAGGACACCUCGAAAGCAGGAGCUGCUCAAGGUGCCAGCAACAUUUACAAGAAAAAUGGUGGCACAAUGGGAACGGCCGUGGCGAGAACACCACAGCAGCUUCAUGCGAUCCAACAAUUCCGGAAGCAACAGAACCAGCAGCAGCUCAAUCAAGCAUAUCUCGCCCAAAAGCGAAAUGGCGGCGGCGGCAGCAUGUCUCCAGGGCCAUAUAACGGGAAUGCUGGUGCCAACACACAACUGUACAAUAACAACGCUAAGUAUACAACGGCAACCAUGCAGAGUGGUCGUCGCUAA
Candidozyma pseudohaemuli is the source of this 2808-nucleotide messenger RNA. RefSeq names its product Epl1p (gene EPL1). Gene Ontology annotation, biological process: regulation of transcription by RNA polymerase II. The record is from RefSeq and is a predicted model, not a curated record. The transcript has a single exon. NCBI's taxonomy places the organism in Eukaryota, Fungi, Ascomycota, Pichiomycetes, Serinales, Metschnikowiaceae. Gene Ontology annotation, cellular component: piccolo histone acetyltransferase complex. The coding region runs from base 1 to 2808 and encodes 935 amino acids.